CACAUCGAUCUUCCGAAUAAUAAAUUGUCCAAAUACUAGACUGACCAUAAAUUUGGAAGGCUCGAAUGCAUAUGGAGGCGAAUUCCUACGGGCCUCUGCAAAUUUGGCCCUCGUUUUAGCAGAAUUUGUGGUUUGAUGUGUGACGCGGAAUUCCAACUAUGGGACAAUGCUAAUGAACUGACAUGGCCGCGAAAUUGACGAAUUCAAAUUAUCGAGAAACCGCUGUAGUGUGAUCACAGUAAGCUAAACAUGGACGCCAGUAGAGAGUAGGGUUGCAAAGUGUGGCUAAAACGCCAUGCCAAAGAAGAAAACAUGCGAAGUACCGCUUCCACUAGGUUGGGAAGAAGCGAGAGACUUCGAUGGAAGAAUUUAUUACAUCGAUCACAACACGAAACAAACUUCUUGGGUCGAUCCGCGAGAUAGGUUAACAAAGCCAUUGACUUUUGCUGAUUGCGUUGGAAAUGAAUUACCAUUUGGCUGGGAAGAACUCAAUGAUAAAGUUCUUGGAAGUUACUUUAUUGAUCACAAUACUGGAUCACAACAGCAUGAGGAUCCUAGAGUACAGUGGCGCAAGAGGAGAGAGACCAUGCUUUGUGACUAUUUAGCAGUGGUACAAUCAGACUUGAAGGCAAAGCAACACAUGAAAGAUGUGAAACAAAAGAGACUAGAUGUGGCUUGUGAAGAGGUUGAAGUCCUCAAAGCCGAGAUGGAAGCAGUUUCUGGAGAAGUACAGGCGCGAGAAGAGGGCUAUGAAACGUUGAAGAAAAUUGAUAGGAAGUUGUCUUCCCGUCAAGGUUGCAAGAAGGAGGACGUACAGGGUUUACUGGAGGAAGUAACAAGUACAGAACGAAUAUUGUCUUCAAAGGAGCAAGAAAGAAAUGAAAUUAUUGAGGCAUUGUUGAGACUCAAAGAUAAACUUUCACAGCCUGAAUCUGCGAACAUGGGCAAAGAUGAUUCAGCUGGAGUGGGAAUGAGUGUUGGAUCCCAAUUGGACUUUGGCUCAGAAUCGGCCGUUGAACAUCUCCCCGUGCGGGAUAAACAAGAAUUAAAGGCAGAAUACAAAGAAUCUCUGAAAAAUGAAUCGAAGCUGCAAAGUGAAAUUACUUGUUUGGACGAAAGAAUUACGCAAGCUAUGGCAGACGAUAAUAAUUCGAGGCCAACGCUUCUGCAAGAGAAAGAAACUCUCCUAGAUGAAAUUAGACGCCUAAAAUCUCUUGUCAAAAGCGAGGGAGAAAAGAAAAAGCUGGAGAACGAGAAAGACAAACUGGCUGCUGACCUCAGCCACGCAAGGGAAGUCUCUCAUCGAGUCACGGCUGAUAGAAUUCAACUUCAAGCUGAGAAAUCAAUGUUAGUUCGACAGCUUGCCGAGCAAUCCAAGAUAACAAACCUUCUCAACAUGCGGCUUAGAAAUAUUUCUGGAAGUACUCCCUCCGUCUCUUCGUGUUCAAGCCGCGGUUCCCUUUCCUUGUCCGGAAGCAGAGGAUCUUUAUCCGCCUCCAGCCGAGGCUCCCUGAACUCGCUCAACUAUCCCGAUCUGAAUCAUAGCGGCGACGCGCCUAACCUCCGAGAGCUCCAUCAACGUGUGACGGACUUGCUUCAAGGGAUUUCGCCUCACCCUGCGUGUCAACCGAUCUACGAAGUGCGCACAACGGGUGCAGCCACAAGUUACACGCCGACAUCCGGGAGGGCAAAUCACCACAGCGCUAGCAACUCGUCGCAGGUCUCGCUAUCGUCACGCGACUCGAUUUCGUCUACGCAAUCGCCGCCGAUCUCUCCGAAUACAAGCGAUCUCUCUCCGACGAAUUCACCAGCCACCGUUCGUGUCAUAGCCACAGAGGGAGAGAGUACAUGUCUAGAUGGGACAGAGCUUGACAGGAGCUGUUUUCCCCAGGCCGACGGAAUUCCAGUUCAGCAGCGACUCCGACUAUUAACCGCUGACUCUAAGUCUAACGAAUCGAUUAACAAUUUUCCAUUCACGCCCAUGUCUCCAAUCACGGAAGGUAUUCCGUCGCUUCCGCUGAGACGACGCGAGAUCCAUCUUCCACCAACCGGGACUAGGCCCGUCACCGCAGCUCCUUCUGACGAAUCCGUGGCGGCUGAUAGCGGAGUCUUUGACGCAUCUCAAGAGAACCUAAAAGCUGCUCAAAGAGGGGACUUCGACGAAGACAGUGUGGACACGGCUCAGAUGAAACUUGGACUCUCGUAUGAUGUUGAUCGCGAAGUUCUGAUCGUGUGUAUCGAUCAAGCAAAGGGUUUAAAGGCUCUUGGCAACACCACGCAGAGCAAAGUGUUCGCAAAAGCCGUCUUGUUACCGAGUUCGCCUAGUGAAAGCUGCGUUAUGGAAACGAAGCGUUGUGAUUAUCAAGACAAUCCUGUGUUUGAGGAACAGUUUCAUAUUCCGGUCCCUGAGAGUAAACUGUCAAGUAAAACUCUCCAGGUGAACCUACACGUCAUACCCAGCUUUCAAACAGAAGAUCUUCUGGGUGGCGCACAAAUCAGUCUUGCGGAUUUCAAUAGCCAAGCUCCAGUCAGAUUUCGAUGGUACAACUUACUGAGCUUUGCGUUCUUCCAGUCGGCAGCUGCAAAGUACCAACAUGGCAAGACAAGUACCACGACGCCUGCGAUUGGUUUUCUUUCGAUGGACAACGUUUGUGAGCCAAAGAGAGGCAAUUUACGACCCAACUCAUGGUGCGAGGGCUCAACAUUAAGUCUGGAGUCAGCGGUUGGAUUCGAACGUAUCCCUUACAGAUCAGUGAGUCAAGAGGUACUUAAUCAGGGAGUGGAAAGUCUACCCGUUCGAAAGCGCACCGCUGGAAGGCCGGUAGAAAGAGCGCAGUCUCAAGGCGAUAGUGUCAUCAGCGGAGGCUCUCUACAGGAUAGAGACAGCGACUUCGAUAGAUCGCCUGUAGCUCGCCCCAGACCCCACAUGAUGAAGUCGAAUUAUUCGCGAAAGUUUUCUGAUCCUCAACCGCUGUCGUUUCCAAGCCACGGGGAAUGCGACGAGCUUCAUGGGAUGUCUUUGAGUCGGCUGGUUUGCGACAUAAAUCUCAAUCGCAGUAACUCGGACUGUACCGCGCGGAAAACGGAAGGUAGUCCGUUUGUGAGAAUGUCUGUGGAAAGAACCAGCAUGAGACGGAAAAAGCGUCCAAUGUCAUGGCAAGGAAUACAGCAGUACCAACAGUUUAAUCAUCUUGAUACACGAACGGCUGUCGAUCUUGAGUUUCAGCUGGAGGUUUCUAAAGCUAAACAGCUGCAGGUAAACGAUGACAUUCGAAGAUUGUCACAGCUGAAAAGACGAAUAGAGGAGGCAAUUGACGGGGGAUGCACUGAAAUUCCAAAGUCGCUGGAGGAGAACGAAGAAUUUCAAGCUCUACUCAGAGAUGUAGAUGCCUUCAAAAGCCUUACCGUGCCUGGACAUCGAGGUAGAAGCCCUUACUCGAGAAGAAGCCACAAGGCUUUAAGGGAUAGAGUUAGCCCUUUGCAUAACAAACAAAUCAAGUCGCCUGGGAAUCCAAAUGCUAAUGACACUCACUGGGUAUGAGGAAAGAAGAAACGUUCAAGUUACCUCUGUGUUACCUCUGGUCUCGUUGUCAAAACGAGUCUUGCUGCCUAUGUUACUUGGCUCUUUCUUGUACUGGGCCUCGUUUUGAUAAUGAGGCUAGGAAGAAUAUUGAAUUUAUCUGAACUGAAGUCAUCUUAAUGAAAUUAACGUCAGCAAACGACAGGAGAACCGAGUGAAAGGUGGUGCCUCUUGAUGAAUUUGAAAAAAGUACGCAAAGGCGAGUAAAGAAAGGAAGACUUUACAGCUCUCAGAUACACCCUUGCGCAUAUCGACGGCCAAUUCACUUGGUGAUUAGUUGCAAAUCUCCUUGGUAGUUCUUUUUUUUAGUAUAAAAACUAACGUUUUUUUUUUUUGUCUUGCUUCGCUAUACAAAUGGAUCACCGAUUUUAAAAAAGUAGCCGAAGUGAAAGUUGUCACUGUGAAAGAGGAACAUUCUAAAAGACGACAAAUAGGAGAAACCAUUGUAUUUUUAUAACUUUUAUUACCUCCAAUUGCAACGCGCGUUUUGUAUCAAUUUGUAAAAUAGUAUUCAAACGUCGUUUUUUCUUGACCGCAAAGUUAGCUUUGUACUAUAUGAUUUUAAAUUUGCGUCAGACUGAAGUCUUUUCUGUGUUACCUCUGGUCUCGUUCUCAAAACGAGUCUUGCUGCCUAUGUCAGUUGGUUCUUUUUCUAAGGAAUGGUCCUUUACUAGGCCUCGCUUUCAUAAUAAGGCUAAGAAGAACUCGGUCAAGGGCUAAAACAUUAACCCUUUCGAUUCCAUCAGCACAAAUAAUUAAUUUUCGAAAAAAAAAGGAGUAUAUUUUAGAAUUUCAAAUUAGGAGGAUUCUUUGCCUCUCUCUUGGUGAUAGUCGUGCUGAGAUGACGAAGGUUCCAUGUCGCAGAUGCACAAUAUCUUGUUAAAAAAAAGAUUUAAUUCAAAAUCGUUACUGACAAUAUAUCUUUUCACAGAGUAGCUUUCAAUAUUAUGAAACUCAAAACUAAAACAAAGUAACUAAAGAAAACUUAAAAAAUAAUUAAUGUAACGCCAUAAAAUCACAUAUAUAUAUAUACCCCAACCCGGUAAUUUCUUGAAAAUAAAAUUGUAUACCAACAUCUGUUCAUACAUGGACUGUAAAUAUUUAUUUAUUACCUUCAUACACUUAUCUAUUCCAUUUUUGAAGAAUAAUAUUUUAAUAUAUAAGGCAUUAUAUACUGUGGAGUAACCUCAUUGUAAAAUGACCAGCUAAGGUCGUCUUGUUUGGUAUAUAAAAGCGUUCGUUUCUCUUGUAAACGACAUAGGUAAAUAAAGGAAAAAGCAUUAUUUUACGUAUGA
Molecule: messenger RNA, 4875 nt
Organism: Stylophora pistillata
Lineage: Eukaryota; Metazoa; Cnidaria; Anthozoa; Scleractinia; Pocilloporidae
Product: protein KIBRA
Biological process (GO): cell migration; negative regulation of organ growth; regulation of hippo signaling
Cellular component (GO): cytoplasm
Molecular function (GO): kinase binding; molecular adaptor activity
Source: RefSeq, a predicted model, not a curated record